Molecule: messenger RNA, 2851 nt
Organism: Mya arenaria
Lineage: Eukaryota; Metazoa; Mollusca; Bivalvia; Myida; Myidae
Product: E3 ubiquitin-protein ligase RNF139-like
Exons: 2
Coding region: 38-2053 (671 amino acids)
Source: RefSeq, a predicted model, not a curated record
GUGAAAAUAAAAUUACCACAGUGUGAAAUCAUUUGUGAUGUCGUUAAAAUAUAAGAUGGCAAAGACAAUUAGAACGUUUUGUAACUUUUUAAAUGGGAAAAGUGAAAUGUUUGACAGUAAAUUAUCAGAAUAUGGCUCAUGUGUGGACGACUGGUACGAUGGUUUGAAAGGAAGGAAGAAAUACAUACUAGAAGUAACCAUGAAGUUUCCAUUGGUUGUGAUUAUGUAUCUUUGGAUGAAUGGCCUUGCUCCUUACUACAACAACUGGCUUCUUGAUGUUCCUUUCCUCGUCGUUAGAUAUUUUGGACUCUACUUUAUCGUGGUCAGGUUUAUAUCCAGUUUCGAGAACCUCUUUCCGUUCUACGUGGCAACGUGUACCGUUUCUGUAGCUUCGGUUGUUUCCCAAUACGUGUACUGGGUUUCCCGAAGUGCAGCGGAGGAAGCGUGCUUUCCAGAAGCAUUUGGACCUUGCUGGAGCGCCGGAGAUCCGCUAUGGACCCCUACCAUUUUUUCAAUCGUUGUGCGGAUAUUGUGUAUGUUCCAUCUAUUGUACUAUUCCGAUGAUGCAGUCUUAAUGGUUGUUCCUUUGGUUUCAAGUUCAAUUACCCUGCUAAUGAGUUUGACAUCGUGGUAUAUUGUAGCUGAAGUAGACUACCUGGCGAACGGUUUCUUCUUGAUCGCCUCACUUUUAAUGAUAAUUAUUCGAUGCGAAGAAAAUGACAAAUCGAGUGUUAACAAAAAACUAACAAAAUUACGCGGUCAGUUAGCAAGAGAAGAAAACAUUGGAAGAAGAACACAUGUUGUUGACCUUUUGAAAUAUUAUGAACUGAAAAAGCAAAGUAUUGUUGCCGAGGACUGGAAAGUUAAAAUGACAAAGGAAGUUACCGAUCUAAUAACCGCAAUAUUUGCCAUUUUUAGCAUGAUGACCAUCCUCCUGAACCUAUGUUCACGUCUUUGGUCUUUGUAUCAUUAUUCUAACAAUAUUUAUUUAGAGUUGAAUCAUUUGAUUAACCCCAUUUUCUCUUCUGUGUCAGAGAGUUGCAACAAUUGUAUAACGUUCAUUGGAUUGGCCUUUGUGUUUGGAAAAAUGUCCCAUAUAUUAAUAUAUGCCAUAAACAAAUUCCUAAAUGUGGCUCAACCUAACUUUGAUAACUUGGAGUAUCAAGUAGAAAUUUUCUUCGUCAGCGCUUGCGUCGAGGGAGGUAUCAUCUAUGCUGAUAUAAACACAAGGGAAAGACAUUUAGAGGGUGUUCUGUUGAUGACGAUAUUUCAAAUUAUCUUGUUUACGCUUGGCAGAGUAGAAAAUGAAAUUCUUGCUCUCGCAAACGCAGGAGGAAGAGCACCGCCGAUGCGCCUUGUGAAACUUGGGUUGGUCUUAGCAGCCAUAACAGUAGGUCCGACAUUUUUUGUCAUCACACAUUCUUCACCGGCUUUACAUGUCAAUGUUUGGCAUCUGUUCAAUCUCACCGGAAAUUUUACCUUAUUUAUAAGAGUAUUUUACCUUCUUGUGGAAUGUUUCUUGCUUUGGAUUUCAUGGCAUUUAACUCAGUUAAACGACAAGAUCCAACGCGCUUUAAAUUGCAUUCGGGUGAUAAAAGGGUUUUCAUUUUUGACGACGACUCUAUUGAUGACAUACUAUCGCUUGAUGGCCCCCUUCUUGGUGGCAUUCUUCUGGUUGCGUGUAGUUUUAAAUAUUAUUUGGGUUAUAUUGGUUAUCGUUGGCAUCAUUUACAUUGAAUGGGCAAAGUAUAAGAUCAGAAACGAUCUCCUUGACUUUAUUCAUGGACUUUCAAAUGCCACGCUUAACGAAGAAAACACAGAAUGUUCUGUAUGUUACAUUGAAAUGGAUUCUGGGAAGAAACUUCCUUGUGGGCACAUGUUUCACCAUGAUUGCCUCAAGAGAUGGUUCCAGGUGCGAACCGUGUGCCCAUACUGCAACACUGCCGUGCACAUUCCCCGACGAAUCCUCACACCCGAGGGACUUGUGACCGUCAACCAGAAUCAAGCAGGCAUAGUGCAACAAAGGCAACAACAGCUUUUACGACUGCAAUAACAGCAAGUGCAACAGAGGUAAAAUCAAGCAGUUCUACUUGAACAUCCCCACGAACAUUUCCAAUACAUAUAACCUUUUCUAUAACAAGAAAACUGGAAUACAAAAAGACUUCCAGUAAAAUAACUGCUUAUUAAGUAACCCCAAAAAAUAAUGUUUUGAAUUUCCCUUUUGAUAUAUUAUUUGAUAUUUCAGUUAUAUGAUAAAAACGAUGAAAUGCUAUAUUGCAUCUGUUGUGUGAUUGGAUUUCCAUUGUAACGAAUAUUUCUUAUUUUAGCUGUAAUAAAUCAAUUCUAAGCGUUCCGUUUAUACUUAUAUGAAUGGUGUAUUUGCAAUGUUUUAUUGUGUUUGCAAUGUUGACUUAUAACUCAUUAUUUCAGGCUUUGUUUUAAAAUCCGAUGUCAACGCUAUAUGUUAUACAUGUAUCUUUCAAAAUUACCUAUGUUGCCACUGUGACACAUACAUCACGUAAAUUACGCGUUUCUUAUGUUCGAUGUUGUUUGGUACUUACAGACUAGCUCUCGUAGUUCUUCGUUUACUUUUUUUAUUUCAUUAUGAAAACCAUAUUGUUUUUAGCACUUUUUAAAUUUUGAUGUUAUAUUCACAGACUGUUUUCCAUUUGUGUGAUGUUUUAAUGUUCUAUUACACAUCGUAUGGGAGUCAAAUUGACUAUUGCGUGUGCAUGUAUGUGUACACAUCUUUGCAAAUGCACAAAUUUGUUCCUCGUUUCUUGUCACCAAAUCAGACUUGUGUUUGAAAUAGUUUCGAUUUAUAUAUGCAAACAAAUAAAUGUUUACUUGG